This is a messenger RNA of Lepidothrix coronata (blue-crowned manakin), 4296 nucleotides long. It is a transcript of the gene TMEM164, whose product is annotated as transmembrane protein 164. Lineage: Eukaryota; Metazoa; Chordata; Aves; Passeriformes; Pipridae. The coding region runs from base 184 to 1134 and encodes 316 amino acids. The record is from RefSeq and is a predicted model, not a curated record. The transcript is spliced from 8 exons.
CCAUGGCCGGGGGCGCUGGGCCUGCCGCUCCCUGACACCCGCCUGCCCGCGGAGGCUGCUGCGAGCGGGGCUCCUCCGGGCAUCGGAAGGGAGAGUGAAGAAUUGCCCUUGCCCCGGGCGGAGCUGCCCCGUUCUCCUGGAGCCCGGGAAGGAAGGACUGCAAAGGGAACCUCUGGACAUUUCAUGUUUCGUCAGCCCGGCAGAAUUUUGGCUUUGAUUCCGUCUUGCUCGUACCUGUUCCUGGAGAAGAGGCACCGUCCCGCCAUGUCUCGCUACAGCCUCCACAACCUCCUGGACUGGAUGUAUGGGGGGGUGGACCCCAGCUUUGCCGGCAAUGGAGGGCCGGAAUGCGCUGCCUUUCUCUCGGGGAAGCAGCGCUUGCUGGAGAGUUUGGUCUUCCUCAGCGUAGGCAUCGUGGAGAUCCUCCUGUCCUUGGGGAAGCUCAGGCAUCUGCACCUCAGGGAGCUGGAGAAUCUGCUGCAGCAGCCCCAGACUAAGCAGGAGAGCUUGGGCAAGAACGUGCUGCUGGUGCUGCUCUGCCUCAUCUUUGGGCUGGAGGUGGGCUUCAAGUUUGCCACCAGGACUGUCAUUUACCUCCUGAAUCCCUGCCAUGUGGUCACCAUGAUGCAGAUUUUUCUUCUCGCCUGUCCCCCAUGUCGGACUGCAAUGAUUCUCUUCAGGUUGCAGAUGCACAUGCUGAACGGGGCCCUGUUGGCAUUGCUGUUUCCUGUUGUUAAUACCCGCCUGCUCCCAUUUGAAAUGGAAAUUUAUUAUAUCCAGCAUGUGAUGCUUUACGUUGUGCCCAUCUAUCUGCUGCAGAAAGGAGGUAUCUACACUCCAGAGCCACUCUGCAACUUCUGGUGGGCUCUUUUAUCCACGGGGUUUAUGUUUGUGUAUCACUUCAGCAUCUUGCAGAUUCUGGGACUGGUUACAGAAGUGAAUUUGAACAACAUGUUGUGCCCAGCGGUCUCAGAUCCUUUUUACGGGCCCUGGUAUCGAGUCUGGGCGUGUGGACAUCAGACUGUCAUGACCAUGACCCAUGGGAAGCUUGUAAUCCUACUGUUUUACAGUGCUGUCCCCAUCUUUAAAUGUAGCAUGGACUUGCUCAGACUCCCAGCUAAGAAAAUAGACUGAAAUUUCUCCCUGUGGAGUCGUGCAGGAAGCAGAGAUACCUGUACUGGAAAACCAGGAGGAGGGAUGAGAGGACAACGGCUUUAUACUUCUCCCCACAGUUUAUUGCCUCAGAAACACCUUUGUAAUCAAGUGAGGGGUUUUUUUACCUGCUGUUUCUCACUGCCUAUUGCCAAUGGCAAAAUUAGUGGCCUUAUUCUGGGAAAGGUUUGUGUUUUAUACAUUUUGUAUAGAUUACAGUAGAAUCUUGCUAAGCCACCAUUUAAAGUUAGGCCAGGACCUGUCCACAUUCCAGCAAAGAGAGUGGCAGUGCUACCUUGUUUUGACUAAUUUUCCAUUCAAUAUAAGUACAGUUAUAUCAUGGGAUAGGAAAUGAUGCUGCAUUGCAACACUCCAGUGAUGUGAACAAACACAUGUUGAACCACAUCAUCCUGGCUUAACUCUUAGAACCUGAAUGUUCCAAAACAGCCACAGGAAACAAUGUUAAUCUCCCAGUUGUAAGUGCAAAGGAGCGAGGUUCUACUGUACUUUUCUUUAAGCUGGUUGAAAAUGUUGGGGAACAAUAACUCAUUCAAACAAUGCUUUUUUUGAUUUGUUUUUUAAAUCAACUACUUAAUUCUUAAGCUGCUGUGGAUAAAUAUCCAUCUAGUGAAAUCCCACCAUAUCUUGAUGCUUUGGAGAUGCUUUUAUUUGGGUGAAUAGAAAAAAAUCAUGUUGAAAUAAUUUCAAAAGACCAUGUUAUGUAUAAGCCAUGAUAAGAUAUUACAUCCACUCUUCUGUCCAGAUUUUGAACAAAAUGUUUUUUCACUUAGCUUAGACCAGACGAGGAGUGGAGAUACAAAAUCAAUUGUAAAGAUCAGAGUUCUCUUUUUUUUUUACUUAGUAGCUUUUGAAACAUUCCUGCUCUGUCUACACUGCUCCUCGCUGAGUAGACUGGUUAAAAAAGGAACAAACUGAAACUGUUCUCUCCCUACAGCUCUUUUACAUUCUGUGUACUGAUUUUAAAAUGCAGGUACAAACAGGAAUGUCAAAUCAGUGCAGGCCUCUACUGAAAAGAACACGUUCCAGUUUACUGGUUUCUUUUAUAGGCAUACUAUACAGGUGUACACUAUACAGAUGAUUUCUUCGGUUGCUUUUAUGCUUAUUUAUGCUGGAAAUGAAAGAACAAAACUCUCCUGCUGCUCCUGGGAGCUAACUGCUUUCUCUGCUGGGGUAUUACGCACACAAUCUAUGUCAAGAUAACUUGAAGCUGUUGCCCGGUACCUGGUGCUGAGAUUUUACAGAGCUGCAGUGCCGUGUACAAGUGAAGGGUUGUCCUGGUCCUCCUGGCCAAAUGUGCCCCAGUCCUUUGUGGUGGCACUCACAGUUAUGGCAACACUGGCAAUAGCUGGGGGCAGGAGUUGGGCUGGACAGCCACACCCGCUAUUCCCCACUGCUGAAGCUGAGUGUAAAAUCUCACCCCAAAGUGGGCUCAUUUACUGUCCAAGAGCAAGUUGGGCACAAUCCCAGAAAAAAAUCCUUGUGCAGUGCUGUUGCCUGGCCUUCACAGAGACACUGGUAUGUAUUAAGGGGUCUGAACAGAGCCCUCUAAUAGUACUGUAGGCACUUCAAAAGAAACAAGGAGCAAGGAAACUGCUCCUGCUGCCACAUUUGUGGCUACAUUUCCCUCCAAAUGUACCCAUAAAUGGAGCAUUAUUAACUUUAAUAAACUUGUUUACUGAUGGGUUUGUUUAUCCAGCCCUCCAAAGCACAGAAGGGAGCCAGUAUCAUUUCUGCACCCACUACCUUGUGCCACAGCUUUAGCUGUCCAGGACCCCUGCAGUGCUAUUUUUCCAAGGACUCAGACACUGAACAGUGUCUGAGCUUUAUCUAUUCAUUUAGUCAUUUAGCUUCUUGCUAUUUAAGCACCAAAGGAGAAUUUGCAUCUUGUUUCUUUUGAAGGGUGAAAGUGAACCGUGCAUGUAUAAACUGAUGAAAAGCCAGUCUAUGAACACGCACCUGGAGCUGGUUUUGGUUCAGCUUCUUACAGUUCAAAAAUGCUGCUUAUAGGGAAAGCCUACGUGUGCUUGAGCAGCUGCUGCCUUGCUGAACUUGGGAGACAGGAAAAGUCAGUCCAUUUGCAAAUCUUGAGGUGAGAGAGUACCUAAUUGUAAUUUCUCUUCCUGGCCACAAUCAGGGUUUUGAUAUUUGUGUAUAUUUGAUAUCAUUUUGUAAAGCCCAAUUGUAUUUUCCUUUCAGAAAUGGUAUUUGCAACUGUUAAAUGACUGUACUUUUAUGUCCUAAGUCUUGCAUCUAAACCAGAAGCACUUGUUUUUCUAUGCAUCCAUAGCUAAUGGAAAAUAGAGUUGUGCUGUUUUCUUGUGUUGCAAUUGUUUCACUCGAGGUGGAUUCUUAGGAAUUAAAUUAGUCCUAAUUGUUAACAAAGCUCUGAAAAGGCCAAAAGCCAGGAAGAGGGCCCAGUCAGCCCAGGUAGGAGGUGCAAGGUUUCUGUAGGCAGACAGGUCAGCUUUGAUGCUUUCAGUUUUACGGUGACAAGACUCAUAAGGAAUCUGUUGAUUUUGUGAUCUCGUACUCUAAGUGAUAUUGCUGUAAAUCUGUCUUGCAGCUGUUGGUGUAACUUAGUCAAAGCCAAGCUGUUUUAUAAAUAAUUUUAUUUUUCUUCAGGGUCAAUUUUGUACUUUUUUAAAUUAUUUCUGCAUUUACUGAGUCAUUAUCCCAAUGCUGCAGAGAACGCAGCAGGCAGACCAGUGAGCACUCCCUGCUCUCCCCAUCCCCGCUGUGCCAGGGAGCUGGAGCUGGGCUGGACCACAAAGGGGUCUUUGGAAACUUGCAGAUCUGGUUACCCCACCCUCUAGUUCCAGCACAGCGUUGUCCAGGCACAGAAUGGUUUGGCAAGGGCAAGGGUGGACGUGGAUGGGCUCAACUGCCACAUAUGCUGUUAGUUCUGAAUAAUUUGUAAGAGUGUUAUGAAUUUUGUAAACUUUUUAAUGUGCUAAACCUUGGUUAUGAGGUAACUUUACAAAUACGGGGUAAUUUGUGUACUUGUUUUUGUAUUUUGGUCUGAUGAUGGGAUUUUUUUUUUUUGUUGUUGUGCCCUAAGUACAGAUCAUUGGGCAAAUAGUUGUUAAAACUUUGAAUUAAAACAAAUAAAUGCAUUUUAAUGGA